AUGGAAAGCUUUUCGGUGCUUUCGAGAUGGGCAAGCCCCUGCUGUUUGUAGCGGACCCGAAGUUGGUGAAGCAGGUGCUAGUCGAUGACUUCUCAUCCCUGUCUAACCGAAGGACGAUCAAUAUGAAUGAACCGCUCCUGGACACUAUGAUGAGCAUGGCUGCAGUGGAGGUGUGGCGAGAUGUUCGCUUGGGUUCGGCACCGGCGUUCUCGGCUAAAGUGCUGCGAAAAAUGAAUGUCUUGAUGGAGGAUUGCGCUUUAACGACAGCGGAGCACCUUAAGAAAGCAGCAUCUAAAGAAGAGGACAUCGAUGUCAAACCGCUCUUCUGGGACUACGCGCUGGACCUGAUCGCGAAGUGCGCCUUCUCCAUGAAGCUGGAUUCUCAUUCGGACCCAACGAACGAGUUUAUCACCCGGUCGAAGGAAGUCCUUACUCAACGCUUCACCCCACGCUUGUUUUUAAUGAGUGAGUCGAAAUUGCGUGCAGAAGGCGUCCCUGUAUUGCACGUCAAAGAAACAUGCAAGGAAAGCACGUCUGCAUCGCCGUCCGCAGCACUAUUGGAGCGCUACGCGGAGCUGUUCACCGACGGAACUGGACUGCUGAGAGGCCCUCCGGCCCGACUACACGUCAAAGAAGGAGCAAACCCCAAGUUUUACAAGGCGCCGGAACCAGCAGUUGAAGAAUGCGAUGACAUGGUGCUCGCCAUCGACGGAUGGGACCAUCCCGCGGUGUCACGCCAGGAGUUGAAAGCACUGACAGCAGCAGACGAGAUGUUAUCAAGUGUUUGCCGGUUGCGGCUCCUGCUCAUCUUGGCUCACAGACACAGUGUCAUCCCAGUGUAUGUUCAGCUUGAGCAACUUCAUGUGCGGACGGGAGAGUAG
Messenger RNA from Dermacentor silvarum, 881 nucleotides. Its product is annotated as cytochrome P450 3A56-like. The transcript has 8 exons. Gene Ontology annotation, molecular function: heme binding; oxidoreductase activity, acting on paired donors, with incorporation or reduction of molecular oxygen; iron ion binding. NCBI's taxonomy places the organism in Eukaryota, Metazoa, Arthropoda, Arachnida, Ixodida, Ixodidae. Bases 27 to 881 code for a protein of 284 amino acids. The record is from RefSeq and is a predicted model, not a curated record.